Rangifer tarandus platyrhynchus (Svalbard reindeer) is the source of this 528-nucleotide messenger RNA. NCBI's taxonomy places the organism in Eukaryota, Metazoa, Chordata, Mammalia, Artiodactyla, Cervidae. The record is from the annotation of a GenBank genome assembly.
AUGGAGACCCAGAGGGCCAGCCUCUCCCUGGGACGGUGGUCACUGUGGCUACUGCUGCUGGGACUAGUGCUGCCCUCGGCCUGUGCCCAGGUCCUCAGCUACAGGGAAGCUGUGCUUCACGCUGUGGAUCGCAUCAAUGAGAGGUCUUCAGAAGCUAAUCUCUACCGCCUCCUGGAGCUAGACCCGCCUUUCAAGGAGGAUGAGAACCCAAAUGUCCCGAAGCCUGUGAGCUUCAGGGUGAAGGAGACCGUGUGUCCCAGGACAAGCCAGCAGCCCCCGGAGCAGUGUGACUUCAAGGAGAAUGGGCUGGUGAAGCAGUGUGUGGGGACAGUCACUCUGGAUUGUGUGGGGACAGUCACCCUGGACCCAUCAAAUGACCAAUUUGACAUAGACUGUAAUGAGCUUCAGAGUGUCAGGAGAUUUCGCCGGACCCGACGUUUGUCACGGCCAAUUAUAAGGCCAUUGCCAUUUCCACGGCCACGGCCACGGCCACGGCCACGGCCAAGGCCAGUUCCAGUGCUAUUGUGA